This is a messenger RNA of Mastomys coucha (southern multimammate mouse), 153 nucleotides long. RefSeq names its product keratin-associated protein 20-2-like. Lineage: Eukaryota; Metazoa; Chordata; Mammalia; Rodentia; Muridae. The transcript has a single exon. The coding region runs from base 1 to 153 and encodes 50 amino acids. The record is from RefSeq and is a predicted model, not a curated record.
AUGUGUUACUAUGGCAGGUAUUAUGGAGGCCUGGGCUAUGGUUAUGGUGGCCUAGGCUAUGGCUAUGGCUAUGGUGGCUAUGGGUGUGGCUAUGACUAUGGUUUCUGCCGCCCACUGUUCUGUAGAAGGUAUUGGUCUUAUGGCUUCUACUGA